Messenger RNA from Raphanus sativus (radish), 1272 nucleotides. RefSeq lists its product as uncharacterized. The transcript has a single exon. NCBI's taxonomy places the organism in Eukaryota, Viridiplantae, Streptophyta, Magnoliopsida, Brassicales, Brassicaceae. The coding region runs from base 1 to 1272 and encodes 423 amino acids. The record is from RefSeq and is a predicted model, not a curated record.
AUGAACUCAAGAGUUGAUUCUGCCAAUGAGAUAGGUGCUCGGGCUUUUGUCAAUGCUGUUAGUGCUAAGUUAGGAGUAAAUGGGAAGAUUGUAUGUCCAUGUGCCCGAUGCCGCAAUCUAGAUCGGCAUACAAGUGAGGAGGUUGUCUCUCAUUUGGUUAUAAAUGGAAUGGAUGGCGCCUACAAGGUACGCACGGAUUGGUUUCACCAUGGAGAAGGUAACUCUGUUUCUGUAGUGGAAGGUGAAGAUAGAUUGAGAUAUGCUGAGAUCCUUAGUUUAUAUGAAGCUGCAAAAUGUUUAGAUGAAGAUUUAACCAUUAGUGGAUCAAAGUUACGUGAGUCAGUUGAGGGUGAGGACAGGAAAGAAGAUGAGUUUCUAGCAAAACUUGCAGAGGCUAAAACCCCUUUGUAUCCAACGUGUUCGAGUCAUAGCAAGCUAUCAGCUGUUGUUUCGUUGUUUAGGAUAAAGUCUCAGAAUUGGUGGUCAGACAAGAGCUUUGAUGACUUACUGCAAACACUGCCAAACAUGUUACCUGAAGACAACGUGUUGCACACCUCAACCUAUGAUGUGAAGAAGUUUUUGAAAUAUUUUUAUAUGGGAUAUCAAAAGAUUCAUGCUUGUGUGAACGACUGUUGCUUAUUUAGAAAGAAGCUUAAGAAGGCUGAGAGAUGCCCAAAAUGCAAGGCGUCUAGAUGGAAGACCAACAUGCACACUGGUGAAGUCAAGAAGAGUGUUCCACAGAAGGUUUUGAGAUACUUUCCAUUAAUACCUCGUCUGAAAAGGAUGUUCAGAUCGGAGCAACUUACAAUGGACUUAAGAUGGCAUUUCAGUAACAAGAGCACAGAUGGGAAACUGCGCCAUCCAGUAGACUCUUUUACUUGGAAGUCAAUGAAUGACAAGUAUCCGUCUUUUGCAGCGGAGGAGAGGAACUUGCGACUUGGGCUUUCAACCGAUGGGUUUAAUCCCUUCAAUAUGAAGAGCAGCCGAUACAGUUGUUGGCCUGUGUUACUGGUUAAUUACAACAUGGCUCCUGACCUAUGUAUGAAGGAGGAGAACAUCAUGCUCAAUCUACUGAUUCCAGGACCGCAUCAACCGGGUAAUAGUAUAGAUGUUUACUUAGAACCCCUUAUAGAAGAUUUAAAUCAUCUGUGGUGCAUAGGCGAGUUAACUUACGAUGCAGUCAGUAAGACAACAUUUACGCUUAGGGCAAUGCUUCUUUGGACUAUUAGUGAUUUCCCAGCGUAUGGGAAUCUUGCUGGUUGUGUAAAGUGA